CAGCAGUAGCAGCAGCAACACCACUACCUCCUCCACUACCACUGUGUGGUGAUGGUACCACUACCACCAUUACCCCUAACAACCACCACCAGGUAUUAGUAGUAGUAGUAUCAGCAGUAACGAUAGAACAGGGACGAUGGUGGCGCCCUCUCCCAACGUUCUCGACUUGAUAGCAGCCGCAACGGAGGGACGACAGGGGUGCCGUACUAGUCGUCUCUUCUUCUUUCACUCUUAUUGCGAGAAGGAGAGUAAACGUUGUUCGCGUGUUUCGGUGUAAGGAGAAGAAGAAGAAGAAGAAGGGUGGAAGAGUAGUAGUAGUAGUAGUAGUAGCAAAAGAGGAAGAAGAAGAAGGACGUGAAUAAAAAGCGUGAGCUCUGGUGGUGGAGGGGUGUAUCUGGUAGGGGCGCAGUGGCAGACCAACAGUCGCACCCCGUCUUCGUCGUCGUCAUAUUCGAAGCCACCCCACACUGUCAUUGCGCGUGUGACGGAGUACGUCACCAAAAGCACAAGCAAUAGCAAAAGCAAGUUGAAACGAAGGAAAGAAGGAAGGAAGGAAGGAAGGAAAGGACAGAAGAAAAGUUAGAAUGGAUAACUGGGAUUGGUGUUAAUCAGGGACGAUGAUAUAUAAAGUAUUGUAACGAUUUAGUUAAACAUUCGGAUAGUAGUUUUCCGAAAGGGCGGGGGCACGAGAAAGAGGGUGUUGGAGAUAAAUAGGGUAAGAGAGAGAGAGAGAGAGAGAGGGGGUGAAAUAUUAGAGAGUGAGAGGGAACGAGCUUGAGCUAGAGUUUGGGCUGGCAUGGUGGCGGUGCAUCCGGUUAAGGAGCUGCCCUCGCCGUGCCCAUGACGAGGCUGCAGAUCUUCCACCAGCGUCAGGCAGAAAAGACGAAGCCGGUGUGGCCGGGAGCUUUGAGGAAGGCCCGAUCCGCCGUCAUCCGCAUCCGCGAGGAGCUCGACGACGACAAAGAGGACAAAGGAAAGAAAAGAAAGAAGUACGGUUACGAAGGUGGUCCUCCUUGUCCUACGACGACACCAGUGAGCGACGGAAGGCCGCGACGGAGACGUCGGCGCCGUUACGACGACGUCGACGACGAAUUGUGCUGGGACGUUCCUGAAGACGGUGCCGUCGUCACCGUGAUUGUCGUCGUCGAGCGUUUUCGCGGGUGCAUCAAGAGGUGUUGCGUUUAUUGUGGGUGUUACGUUGGGUGCCGCCGGUGUUGGGAAUAUUCCACGCAUAAUAAUCAUUUUAUUAUUUAUUCUCUUCCUCGUAAUUUUCUCCUUCUUCUUCUUCUUAUUCUUCAUUUUGACAAGAAGAAAUUGGAUCAUAAAUUAUUACAAGAUUAUUCGUAAUAACAAGAAACCUCGUGGGCUUGAGCUGCCGCCUUCUCAAUAUGCCGCGUUGCCUCAUGGCCAAGAAAUGGAAGGCUUAUCCCUGGCCAGAUCGGCUCGAUGAUCCUCAACAACAACAACAACAGCAACAACAACAACAUGAACAAAACGGAUCGAUCGGUAUUGAACAGGAACACGUUAAUAAUAAUAUCAACAACGAACAUGAUCUUCAAAGAACAACAAAUUCCAAUUUGGUCAUGGACAAGAAACAUCACAGGCAUCAUCAUGAGCCUGAAGAUGAGGAGAUCGACGUCGUUGGGGAUACCGAUAACAGGCAGGUCGUCGAUCAUCAGCAAACCUGUUGGGGUCCGCACAGUCCUACUGCUGGUGCUACCGCGCCAAGUCCACCACCUUUGAAUGCUUCUGGUGCACUUUAUUAUCACGGUUAUACGCACGAAGCAUGGAUAAGUCACGAAGAACCGCCAAAAUAUGCAACAUUACGAUCAGCUGCAGAAUUGGCACAACCAGUGGUACCCUCCCCACCCCCACAGGAUAUACAACCAGUUGUCUCGAGCGACGGUGCUUCCUUGCAACCAGCACCAACGCCUAUCGUUACAUCGACAACUCACAAUUUACCACCGAGAAAAAGCUUAUCCAUGUGUUUUACCAGCACCGGUACCGCAUUAUCCUUACCACCGAAGAAAAAGGACAUUUAUCGGCCCUAUAGUCUUCAACCAACUACUGAAAUUCGUACUUCGGCCGAGGAAGAUUUAUCAGCGGCACAGGCAAUUCUUGAUUUGAGUGCUUCGCCAGCAGCACCCACUCAUUCAGUUUUUAUUCAUACUCUUUCGGCACCCCAACCGACUCAAACGCAACCCAACGUUGCCACAGUUGUUCAAUUGCAACAACCAACACCACCCCCGCAACCACCACCACCACCACCACCACCUCAACAACAACAACAACAACAACAGCAACAACAACAACCGACGCAACAAUUACAAAGACCACCGUCGCCCCAUCCAAUACCAGUUUCCGUUUUGGUACCAGUACCCACAUCUCAAAAUGCUCAGCUUCGUCAGCAAGAACAUGCGCCACCACAACCUCAAUCUCCUGCCACCGCGGAAGGCAACGUUUCUGGAAAUUGCAAUGGAAGGGACGGUAACGUUAACGGAGCCAGCAAAACGGUCGCCUACACCUACGAGGCCUUCUUCGUAUCCGAUGGUCGUUCGAAACGUCGUGGGAGUAAUAACGGUGCCGUAGUACCUGACAAGGAAGCCGUUCAACCGGACAGGCCCAAGUUCACGUGCACCGAAUGCGGCAAACAAUACGCUACCUCGUCGAAUUUAUCCCGUCACAAGCAAACCCAUCGAAGUUUAGAUUCUCAAUCGGCAAAGAAGUGCAUUCAUUGCGGUAAAGCUUACGUCAGUAUGCCGGCCCUGGCAAUGCACGUGUUAACCCACAAACUCGCCCACAGUUGUGGAGUUUGCGGCAAAAUGUUCUCAAGACCUUGGCUACUUCAGGGUCAUCUACGUAGCCAUACCGGGGAGAAACCUUAUGGUUGCGCACAUUGCGGCAAAGCUUUUGCCGAUCGUUCCAAUUUACGUGCCCACAUGCAAACACAUUCGGCUGAUAAAAAUUAUGAGUGUUCGAGAUGUCACAAAACGUUUGCACUCAAAUCAUAUCUCAACAAACAUCUCGAGUCUGCUUGUAUUCGUGAUGAUGACGUUCAACAGCAACAACAGCAACAACAACAACAACAACACCAACAUUGUACCAACGGACCUCAACAACAACAACAACACCAGCAACAUCAACAAAGCCCAAAUCGUGGCUUGUAGCAGCGUUACGAGAAAUUCAACAGGCUCGAUGGCUGCAUCAUUGCAAACUCUCUCAGAGAAAGCUAGCGGUUUCUCGUAUUAGCUACGUAAAGAAGAAAAACAAAAAGCAAUAAAUAAUGAAAGAAAAUAAAAAAUAGAAAGAGAGAGAGAGAGAGAGAGAGAGAGAGAGAAUACACCAAAGAUCGGUCGAUCUUAAAAAAAUAAGGUUUGCCCGUAGAUGUUAAGUAGUAAAGUGCCAGUUUGAAGAGGAUGAUAUAAAAGACGGUAAGAGAGGUUAUGGAUAAGAGAAUGAUGACACACAUAGUCGGUGAUCAAUGAUGUCUAACAUUUAUAAAAACGUCCAGUAAUGUUUAAGUCUAUAAAAAGAAACAAAGAGAACAAAA
Molecule: messenger RNA, 3550 nt
Organism: Polistes dominula (European paper wasp)
Lineage: Eukaryota; Metazoa; Arthropoda; Insecta; Hymenoptera; Vespidae
Gene: scrt
Product: scratch
Biological process (GO): regulation of DNA-templated transcription
Molecular function (GO): DNA-binding transcription factor activity, RNA polymerase II-specific; RNA polymerase II cis-regulatory region sequence-specific DNA binding
Source: RefSeq, a predicted model, not a curated record